Cicer arietinum (chickpea) is the source of this 1014-nucleotide messenger RNA. RefSeq names its product transcription factor bHLH92. NCBI's taxonomy places the organism in Eukaryota, Viridiplantae, Streptophyta, Magnoliopsida, Fabales, Fabaceae. The record is from RefSeq and is a predicted model, not a curated record. Gene Ontology annotation, molecular function: protein dimerization activity.
CACUUAAACUAAAUUAAUAAGCAAAACACAUUAUGAAUCACUUUUUUCCUGAAAAACUUCUAGGUGAAGUUUUCUUUGAUGAACCUCUUUCAUCUACAAAUCAAAGUAAUUUUGUUCAUGCACAACAACAACCUUAUUCUACACAAAAUCCAAGUGCUUUUGUUCAAUAUAGAGACCAACCCAUAAUUAGUUUUGGUGAAGAGAGUUCUUUAAAAGGGUCUAAUUCAAAUUCCAUGAACAAGCGAAUGGUUGCAUUUUUGAGAAAAAAAGUGGCUUUAGAGAGAAAUAAAGCGGUGGAAUGUGAAAGAGAACGUGGUUAUAAACACAUGAUUAGUGAAAGAAUGAGGAGACAAAGACAGAGACAGUGUUGUUUGAAUUUACAUUCAGUGUUACCUCAUGGAACCAAAACAGAUAAUAAUUCGGUAGUGCAAACAGCAGCUAAGGAAAUUCAAAGGCUACAAAGAUGCCAAGAGGAAUUGGAGAGGAAAAACUUUGAGCUUGAAUCAAAUGUUGUUGAUGGAAGAAAAUUUAAGUAUUUGAGAGUGCCAAAUCCUACAUCUGGAAUUGAUUCUAUAGUUGAGACACUCAAAUGCUUGAAAGGUCAUGGUGUGGAUACUAGAAGCAUCAAGUCCAAUUUUUCAAAGAAGGAAUUGUUUGCAGCCUUAGAGCUAGAAAAUGAGAUUGCAGGUAGUGAUGUGGAAAGGACUAUUCAAAGAACACUCGAUGAACUUGAGAGGAAGCUUCAUUCCCAUGUCCCGGAAUGUCCUAAUAAGCAAAUAAUAGAAUAUGAAGAGUUUGGAUGAAUUUUAUUUUUUUUAACUACUUGGAUUUAUAGAUAGAAAAAUGUCAGGUCAAUUGACUUUUAUAUUCUAAUAAGCUACAUAUAGUGUGUGAAUGAGUGGUUUGAAUUAUUACUGUAUAUUAUUGACCUAUAUUGGGAAAAGGUUUUUGGAUAGAAUAAAUUAAUUAUUCGUUGGAUGAACAAGUACUCAUAUUGUUGCAUUUUAACACAAA